Molecule: messenger RNA, 2909 nt
Organism: Dendroctonus ponderosae (mountain pine beetle)
Lineage: Eukaryota; Metazoa; Arthropoda; Insecta; Coleoptera; Curculionidae
Gene: Dus1
Product: tRNA-dihydrouridine(16/17) synthase [NAD(P)(+)]-like
Exons: 11
Coding region: 1355-2818 (487 amino acids)
Biological process (GO): tRNA processing; extracellular matrix organization
Cellular component (GO): basement membrane
Molecular function (GO): tRNA dihydrouridine synthase activity; flavin adenine dinucleotide binding; protein binding
Source: RefSeq, a predicted model, not a curated record
CAUCGAAUCCAUUCGGGUGUGUAAUGGCGAAUGGGCAACAAUCAGCGUAAGUUGCUCCGUUCAAAUGUCCACAUUUCUGAAAAUUUGUCUUUAUCCAGAAAAAUGCGGCUCAUUUUCAGAAAACCAAAGUUUUUCUUCACGGUUUGGUCGUAUUUUCCCGUCCCACAGUGUAAGUUUUGCCGAAAAAAACGCGAUUUUUAAAGUCGAAUAGUUUUUGACGUUUACUGCCAAAAUGGCGUUGGAACUUCCCAUGACCGGCUGCGCUUGUUUCAAGGUUUAAAAACAUUCGGGCCUUUUUCCCGACGAUUCGAGGAUUUUAUUCGGCUGCUAAUGUUUCCACAUUAGCAGGCGUAUUUGGAUACAGGAAUGGGCGGCUUCAUGUUUUGGAGACCUGUUAAGCCCACAAGGCCUGCUCGAGUUUUAUAAUAAGCGGAAGAGCCCGGCCGAAGCAAAAGACAAUGAAGCUUCCAGAAUAUUCUAAUGUUUUAAGCCCAGAAGAUCAUGCGCUAGUUUUGGUAAGUUCAACUACUUAACCACUGAUAUGCGCAUCAUUAAAGGGUUUGAGCCGUUUGUUAAACAUAUCGAUUCACUAUCGAUAUUUGCCACUAGCUAUUAUAUAACACUUUCUGUCGUAUGUAGUUGUCAGCUUGCUUCACUGAAGUUCAGCUACUCUAAUGCUCGAUCUGAAGAUUAUCGUCAAUGUUUUCCGGUCUUGUCAGCACUGAAAUUGCGCUUCAAUAUAUUUAAAAGAUCAAAAAAUAUCGAUUCAAAGUGCUUCGAUAGCCCUUCUCUUCUCUUUUCGCAUAGGCACGCUGACAGUACUACCCUUGACAAGAAUUCGUUGCAAAUUGAUAAAAUUGUUGCGAAAUAUUAACAAUAUUUGACAAAACUAUGCGCGAUUCUUAAAAAAUGUGUUAAAAUAUGGUUAACGCAAUAAUUUUAGUCAUUUGGGUGCCUCGGCAUCAUGUGCGUAUGAUACUGUGCGAGCUACUGGCAAAUCUGCAAAAUGCCUUGAAAUCAGGUAAGAAUUUUAAAGUUUUUCCAACAAUGCCUACAGUUUGAAAUUGUUUGCCAACUAGCGGUCUAAGUGCGAUUAUUGUAAAACUUCGGAAUGAUUUUGGAGGGAAUUUGAAUUUUUUUAUUAUUCCGUCCGCUAAAGAAGCGCAUGUGCGUAAAAUUUCCCGCAUAAAAUUUGUAUUUUAACAAUAAAAUCUGCUCCUGCCCGACCGCAACACAAAAAACCGGCCAUCAUUUCAUCAAGCUAUAAAUUCGUUGUGUAGUGAGUGGACUCCCAUCGAUAUACAAAUACAUAACCACACAUAACCUAGCUUAAAAAGGAUAAAAACAGAGAACUAUGGAUUUUUGGAAGGAUCUGGGAGGUCCGACCAAAAUUGUCGCCCCCAUGGUAGAUGCCAGCGAGUUGGCAUGGCGCUUAUUGAGUAGAAAAUAUGGGGCCCAAUUGUGUUACACGCCAAUGUUGCACAGUGCCCUGUUCUCCAAGGACCCAAAAUACCGAGCUGAGGCACUUGUUACGUGUGAAGACGAUAAGCCCUUGAUAGUGCAGUUCUGUGGAAAUGACCCUCAAACGAUGUUGGAUGCAGCCCUAUUAGCGCAAGACCAUUGCUUGGCAAUUGACAUAAAUUUGGGCUGUCCUCAAGCUAUUGCAAAAAGGGGCCAUUACGGGGCUUUCUUGCAGGAUGAAUGGCAGUUGUUACACCGUAUAGUAAGCUUACUGAGCCAACAUUUGAAAGUGCCGGUCACAUGUAAAAUCCGAAGAUUUGAAACCAAAAAGAAGACAGUACAGUAUGCGAAAAUGCUGGAAUCGGCAGGUUGCAAAAUGUUGACUGUCCAUGGACGCACUAGAGAACAAAGGGGCCCUCUAACCGGCCUGGCAGAUUGGAGUUAUGUAAAAGCUGUAAGAGAUGCAGUAAAAAUACCAGUUAUAUCGAAUGGCAACAUUCAAAACAUGCAGGAUCUGCAAAGAUGUUUGGAAGAAACUGGAGCAGUAGGAGUAAUGACUGCCGAAGGCAAUUUGUACAAUCCUGCCCUUUUUCUUUGCCAAAAUCCCCCUUGCUGGGUUCCAGCUCUUGAGUAUUUGCAAUUGGCCGAAACAUACCCGUGCCCCAACAGCUACAUCCGGGGGCAUUUGUUCAAGCUAUUUCACCAUGUACUAUCAAUCCCCGAAAAUAACCCUCUGAGAGGGGAAUUGGGAGCAGCCAAUACUCUUGAUCAGUUUAAAGAGAUUACAAAGAGAAUUAUGGGAAUUUAUGAAAAAUUCUAUCUAGGAAAAGUAAUUUGGAAACACUGUACGGAAGAGGGCACACAAAACUUGAUAUUACCUCCUUGGUUGUGUCAGCCCUAUGUGAGAGAUACUCCCGAAAACCACGUUAAAAAAAUGGAAGAGCAGAAAAAGGAGGCGGAGAAAAAAAUUGCUGAAGGAAGUAAAAGGUUGUACGAAGAUCCUGAAGGCAACGUCAUUAGUAGAAAGAAGAUGAAAAGACUGAGGAGAAUGAUGAGAAGGCCAGAAAAGCCAGAUUCUUGUCCAGAACGUCCUAUGGAAAAAUGUUCUCUUUGCGAAAAUCCACUGGGGUUCAAAUGCGGUUAUAAGCUUUGCAAGAAAUGCUGUCGUGAUAAAUGCUUUACCGGUAAUCUUGAUUGUGAGGGUCACAGAAUUUUGGUAAAAACGCGCAGAAAAAUGGCGAAGUUUUAUGCCGAUCAGACAAAGAAGUCAAGUUGUGCCCAAAUGGAAAGCACCGAUCCUGAGGUGCUAUUAACAGACGAGCGAUUGCAAUCCGAAAGCGUGCCAGAAAACCGAUAAUCAAAAAGUGGUCUGUGGGUCGGAUGGACUCAGCUAUCCGAAUCGGUGCCAGUUGGAACGGGUGCGCUGCCAAAACAAGCAUGUAACUUUA